Molecule: messenger RNA, 1108 nt
Organism: Lutzomyia longipalpis
Lineage: Eukaryota; Metazoa; Arthropoda; Insecta; Diptera; Psychodidae
Gene: rdhB
Product: farnesol dehydrogenase
Exons: 7
Coding region: 209-967 (252 amino acids)
Source: RefSeq, a predicted model, not a curated record
UUUUCUAAUUGUGCCUCAGAUGUUGCGGUCACACCGAUGACGCUCUGGGAAAUUCAAGAAGGAAGCACAAGGUUACAACGAGACUCGCGUUUCACAUAUAAAAGCUCUCCUCUUGCCCAGAGAUCUUGCAUUUUAUUGUGCAAGUUCCGUGUAGUUGGUUCACCUUUUUGUGAGUGAUUUUCCCCCUCGAGGAAUUUUCUCCAAUUAAAUGGAUAAAUGGAGAGGAAAGGUGGCUGUUGUAACAGGAGCGAGUUCCGGAAUCGGAGCGACUCUGGCAAAAGCUCUUGCAGAUUCGGGGAUGGUAGUCAUCGGACUAGCUCGCAGAAGUGCAAUGGUGGAGGAGCUAGCAAUGGGUGUGACCGGAAGUGGGAAAAUUCAUGCAAUAAAGUGCGAUAUGACGGACCAAAACCAGGUGAAAAGUGUCUUCGACAGCAUAAGAAGUGAUUAUGGAGGGAUCGACGUUCUCAUCAGUAAUGCUGGUUUGAUUAAAUCUGCAUUUUUGAUUGAAAAUGAUUUGGAAGAUUUCAGGGAGACUGUAGACCUCAAUCUGUGGGCUUCAGUGGUGUGCAUUAAGGAAGCCAUUAAGGAUAUGCGAGAGAGGAAAUCAAAAGGCCACAUUAUCAUAAUCAACAGCAUUCUCGGCCACCGCAUUCCGGAUGUGCCCCUGCCCAAGUUCAACAUCUACCCAGCUACAAAAUUCGCCCUCACAGCCCUUGCACAGACAAUUCGGCAGGAGUUGCGCUUCCACGGAGCGGAAAUUAAAUUGACGAAUAUUUGUCCAGGAUUGGUGGACACACCCUUGUUGAGUGUCUUUGAUUCGAGGCAUUUCGCUGCGUUGCUAAAAUUAACAGCGGAUGAUGUAAAAGACGCAGUAAUUUAUGCACUCGGACCUCCAGAUAACGUUCAAAUAAACGAGAUAAUCUUCGAGGCAGCUGGACCAUUAGUUUUUCCCACUGAUCUUCAGUAGAGCAGCAGCAGCAUCACAAUUUCUCGUGGAUUUCUUUUUAAACUCACAGCAAUUUUUAUUAAUUGAAACUUUUACAAACCACUUGUUCUAUUUCGAUGCAAAUUCAUUUUAAACAUAUAAAAAUAAAACAUUCCCAAUGGA